Molecule: messenger RNA, 186 nt
Organism: Nannizzia gypsea CBS 118893
Lineage: Eukaryota; Fungi; Ascomycota; Eurotiomycetes; Onygenales; Arthrodermataceae
Exons: 2
Coding region: 1-186 (61 amino acids)
Source: RefSeq, a predicted model, not a curated record
AUGAGUGAGCCGACCAAGCCAAAGAGUCCAGCCCAGGCAAGCGGAGUUGAAACCACCGUGUGUCGUGUCCACCCGUUUCGUUCUCCAUGUUUGGGAACCAAAGGUUCUAUCCCAACGGGAAAGGCAUACGGAAUGUUUAGUUGGGAAGGGAUGCCAGAGCAAAGGAAGAACAAACUCGCAGUCUGA